Messenger RNA from Corylus avellana, 1275 nucleotides. Lineage: Eukaryota; Viridiplantae; Streptophyta; Magnoliopsida; Fagales; Betulaceae. The record is from RefSeq and is a predicted model, not a curated record.
AUGGGGCUUCAACAGUUCAUGCAUGAGCAUCGGUUGUCCUUGCAUGAGUACGUGGCAUUUUUUGGUAUAAGACCCCAUUGUAAGUUGUGCCUCAACGAAAUUUUCGCCGGUUCUAGUUAUAGUUGCGAAAGGUGCAGCUUCUUCCUUCACAAAUCAUGUGGCAAACAACCCCGCACGUUGCAGCACCUAUUGCACCCGCAACAUCCUCUUCUCCUCAGAGAAAACCCAGAUGAUGAGCUAUGCUAUUUCUGCAACAACUAUAUACAUCCACACUCGGGCUUCGCUUACAAUUGUUCUCACUGUAAUUUUAACAUUCAUCUUAAAUGCGCUUCUAUGCCGCUCACCGUAGAAGCUGAAUUUCAUGACCACCCAUUGAAGCUGCUGCGGAAAUCUGUCUCCUUCACUUGCGAUGCAUGUGGGAAAGAAGACAAAAACGUGUCUUACUUAUGUAUCACAUGCUCACUCAUGGUCCACCUUAGAUGUGCUACCUUACCAAUGACUGUCAAACAUAUUAGUCACCGGCACGCCCUCGAGCUCACCCUCUCUUCUCAGGUAAAUCAAUCCGACCGUCAAAUUUGUCGUCUCUGUGUUAAGAAGGUGGAGACUCACAGAGUUUAUUAUUGCUCAAAAUGCAAUUUUGUUGCCCACCUUGAUUGUGCUACACGCGAGGGAGACACGGAUGCAACAUUUAUGUUGGAAUUUAAAGAUAAGCAGCCUCUCGAGUCGUCGACAGGUAUGCUUCAAAACAAAGAUGAAUCCAUUGACUCAUUAGCUUAUCUUGUCAAGAAGAUGAAGAUAGGAAAGGAUAAAAUUGAAAUAGCCGAAGAAAUCAAUCAUUUUAGUCAUCAACAUGACUUAAAGCUUACCCAGGAGGAGUUUCUGAACAACGAAAAAUGUGAUGGGUGUAUGCUUCCUAUAUCUACAUCCCGACAAUUAUACAGUUGUGCUCAAUGCGGAUUUUUUCUUCAUAAAUCUUGUGUUGAAUUACCCAGAAAAAACCGGCACCCAAUACUACACCCCCACCUUCUCACCCUCUACACAAAGGCACCUUACGCUUCUAGCAGCUUCAUUUGUAAUGUUUGUCGUCGUGGAGGUAAUGGUUUCACCUACCAUUGUAAGGAAUGCGAGUUUGAUGCAGAUGUCCAGUGUAGUUUGAUCACAGACAUGAGUGGAAUGGUGUUCCGGUUGGAUUGGCAGGAAGUAAAUGAUGGCGUUUCUCAUCGGUUGAUUGGCAUUCCGGUUGGAAAGAAGCAAGAAGGAAGCAAGGAGGGGUAA